UGUCCUGGCUGAGACUCCGAAACCUCGCUCCUUCCACCGAGGAGCAGCCGGCGCCGCAUCCCGCAGGGAAGGAGCAGCUCCCGGAGGGUCUGGGAGAAAAACCCUCCCGGGGUUUUCCAGCUGCCUCCCAGGAUCCCGGGCUGCUUCCUGCAGGGCUUCGCUUCCAUGGAAAAAUCUGAACCCCCUCCGAGCGCCGGCGGCGCCUCUCCGCCCUGGGGAGCUGGGAUUAGCUCAGGAAAUGAGGCACAAGCAGAGACUCCUCCGGCUGCUCCCGCCCUUUCCCGUCGUUCCAGCAGGAUGAGAGCGGCGGAGCUCCUGGUGCUGUGUCUGCCCGCGCUCCUGGUGCAGGGACAGUUCAGCAGGUUCGAGGGCAUCACCUACCCCGAGCCAGUCCAGUACUCCCAGUACGACCAGCAGGCAGAAAUUCAGGAUUACUACGACUACCACGAUGUCACCCCCCGAGCCCCGGAGGAGCAGUUCCGGUACCAAUCCCAGCAGCAAUCCCAGCAGGAAACCGUGCCGGCCCCGACCCCAGCUGCGGUGCCCGAGACGGAGCCCACGGAGCCGGGACCGCUCGACUGCCGGGAGGAGCAGUACCCCUGCACCCGGCUCUACUCCGUGCACAAGCCCUGCAAGCAGUGCCUGAACGAGAUCUGCUUCUACAGCCUCCGCCGGGUGUACGUCAUCAACAAGGAGAUCUGCGUCCGCACCGUGUGCGCCCACGAGGAGCUGCUGCGAGCCGACCUGUGCCGGGACAAGUUCUCCAAGUGCGGGGUGAUGGCCACGAGCGGCCUGUGCCAGAGCGUGGGCGCGUCCUGCGCCCGCAGCUGCGGCGGCUGCUGAGCGCCGGCCCCGCCGCGCACCCGCCCCGCGCCGCCGCAGCUCCCGUGCAUCAAGGAGCAGCUCCCGUGCAUGAGGGAGCCGCUCCCCGAGACCCCGGGAUUCCUCUUCUCCUUGUGCACAUAAUAAUU
Molecule: messenger RNA, 971 nt
Organism: Passer montanus (Eurasian tree sparrow)
Lineage: Eukaryota; Metazoa; Chordata; Aves; Passeriformes; Passeridae
Gene: MFAP2
Product: microfibril associated protein 2
Exons: 9
Coding region: 166-843 (225 amino acids)
Biological process (GO): embryonic eye morphogenesis
Cellular component (GO): microfibril
Source: RefSeq, a predicted model, not a curated record